UCGUUCACCUUUCUUUCUAGCCAGUUGUCACCUUCAAAUUUCUCGCUUUCUUUCUCAGCAAACGAACGCUCCUUUUGUGCCACUCUAUAAUUCUCUAUCAAUAUAUAAAUACCACACAAUACAACCAAACACUAAGCAAUCACUGAUAAGUUCCUACCAUACAGAGAAAAACAGAGAGAAACAAAGAAUUUCAUGAUGGAGAUGGACGGCAUAGAGCACAGAACAGUCCAAGUCAAUGGCAUAAACAUGCACAUAGCCGAGAAAGGCCAGGGCCCACUCAUCCUCUUCGUCCACGGCUUCCCCGAGCUCUGGUACUCCUGGCGCCACCAGAUCACAGCCCUGGCCUCCCUCGGCUACAGAGCCGUGGCGCCGGAUCUCCGCGGCUUCGGCGACACGGACGCGCCCGAUUCGCCCACCAGCUACACCUGUCUCCACGUGGUCGGAGACCUCAUCGCCCUCCUGGACGCCAUAGCCCCCGACCAGGACAAGGUGUUCGUGGUUGGCCACGACUGGGGUGCGUUCAUUGCUUGGUACCUCUGCUUGUUCCGGCCGGAUCGGGUCAAAGCCUUGGUCAACAUGAGCGUGGCUUUCCUGCCUAGAAACCCUCAGAGGAAGAGCCUUGAAUCUCUAAAAGCUGUUUAUGGGGAUGACUAUUACAUCUGCAGAUUUCAGGAGCCAGGAGUGAUAGAAGCUGAGUUUGCCAAGAUUGAUACUGCAAGAGUUAUGAAGGAAUUUCUAACAUAUCGCAAUCCUGGUCCACUUUUCCUGCCUAAAGACAAAAUGUUUGGACAUCCCGUAGAUGCUCCAAUUGUCUUGCCGAGUUGGUUGUCUGAGGAUGAAGUCAACUACUAUGCCAGCAAAUUUGAGAAGACAGGAUUCACUGGGGCCUUAAACUACUACAGAAACUUGGACCUAAAUUGGGAACUCACUGCUGCAUGGACUGGGGCUCAAGUGAAAGUUCCAGUUAAGUUUAUUGUGGGGGACCAGGACCUAACUUAUAAUUCUGUGGGCACCAAGGACUUCAUACACAAAGGUGGGUUCAAGAAAUAUGUGCCUCUUCUGGAAGAGGUAGUUGUAAUGGAAGGAGUUGCCCAUUUUAUCAACCAAGAAAGGCCUGAUGAAAUCAACAAACACAUUCAUGACUUCUUCGCAAAAUUUCACUAAUUAGCUGUCUAUAUAUGUAUGUACUUUGUAUGCUGCUGCUGCUGUUUCAAACUUUCUAUUAUGCGUUUCUCGAUCGCGUGACUUUUUAAGUGCUUUUGUGUGACUUUGAAGUGUUGUGUUUUUUGAGAUGGUAAUAUAUAUCUGAUGUUCUUCUA
Messenger RNA from Prunus dulcis (almond), 1319 nucleotides. RefSeq names its product epoxide hydrolase A-like. Gene Ontology annotation, molecular function: hydrolase activity. The record is from RefSeq and is a predicted model, not a curated record. NCBI's taxonomy places the organism in Eukaryota, Viridiplantae, Streptophyta, Magnoliopsida, Rosales, Rosaceae. The transcript has 3 exons. Bases 193 to 1164 code for a protein of 323 amino acids.